AUGGGGGGCAGCCAGGCCCCCACGGUCGCAGACAAGAAAGGGAUCGUCCAGUCCAGGUGCACUGGUUCCUGGGCCAUAACAAGGGGGCGCCCCGGCCGACCCUGGAGCCGGCGGAAGCAGAGGCGGCGCCAAGCGGCAGGAGACGAGGCCAUGGGCGCGCAGGUCGGGGCUCUGCUGCUGGCGCACCUGUUGGUGCGACUCGAAGUCGCGAGGCAGGCGUUGCGGGAUAAGGACCUGCUGCUUCCAGGUUUCGAGAACUCGUCGAUGCUUGCAUGGCCAUGUGGCCAACGGAGCGUGCCGACACGCAUAGUGGGUGGAAAGGACGCAGAGCUCGGGCGCUGGCCGUGGCAGGCCAGCCUGCGCCUGUGGGGCUCCCACUACUGCGGAGCGAGCCUGCUCAGUCGCCGCUGGGUGCUCUCGGCCGCACACUGCUUCCAAAACAACAAAGAUCCCUAUGAAUGGACUGUCCAGUUUGGCGAGCUGUCUGCCACGCCAUCCAUUUGGAGCCUGCGGGCCUACCUCCGUCAUUACAGGGUGAAGGGUGUUAUUAUAUACCCCAGAUCCAAGAAGUAUUUUCAGGAUGACAUCACCCUGCUGAAGUUGUCCUCCUCCGUCACCUUCAAUAAGCACAUCCAGCCUAUCUGUGUCCUGUCCUCCUCCUCCGAGUUCACGAACCGCAGUGACUGCUGGGUGACUGGCUGGGGGGACAUCCAUGAGAAAAAGAGCCUGCCGCCUCCCUACAGUCUCCGGGAAGUGCAGGUCUCCAUCAUAAACAAAUCCAGGUGUUCCUACCUGUUCCAUCAGCCUGAUUACUGCAGUAACAGUAAUGGUAUGAUUUGUGCUGGCUCCGAGGAUGGCAACACUGACACCUGCAAAGGUGACUCAGGCAGACCCUUGGUCUGUGAAAAGAAUGGGCUGUGGAUUCAGAUUGGAACUGUGAGCUGGGGAGUGGGCUGCAGUAGGUGCAACUGGCCCGGUGUCUACAUCAAUAUCAGUAAUUCCUUCAGCUGGAUCCAGAAGCUGAUGGGCCGCAGUACACCCAGGCACCCCUCUCAGUUGCUGCUGCCCCUCGCUCUGCUCUGGGCUCCCCGACUCCUGCAGCUGGCCUGUGCACAUCUGAGCCCAUGA
Messenger RNA from Hippopotamus amphibius kiboko, 1128 nucleotides. Its product is annotated as testisin-like. NCBI's taxonomy places the organism in Eukaryota, Metazoa, Chordata, Mammalia, Artiodactyla, Hippopotamidae. The record is from RefSeq and is a predicted model, not a curated record. Gene Ontology annotation, molecular function: serine-type endopeptidase activity. Gene Ontology annotation, biological process: proteolysis.